AUGGAGGGAACUGACCAGCUCGCUGUAUCGCGCGCGGGUCCACUCGCAGAUGAGACAGACAGCGUCGCCACGGUCAUGGGGGACGAAACUCCAAAGAAGCACCCCGAGCCCAAUCAAGAACAUGACUGGAGCCUGCUGUCGCAUCUCCAACAACAACACGAACGCGAUAUUGCCUCCGGAUUCAAGCAACAAAAGCUUGGGGUGACUUGGAAAAACCUCAACGUCAAUGUUAUCAGCUCCGAGGCUGCUGUUAAUGAAAACGCCCUAUCACAGUUCAAUAUUCCUCAGCAUGUGAAAGAGUCUCGGCAGAAACCUCCCCUGCGCACCAUUCUACACAACAGCCAUGGCUGCGUCAAGCCUGGCGAGAUGCUCUUGGUUCUUGGCCGACCAGGUUCCGGCUGCACCACGUUGCUCAAAAUGCUCGCCAACCGACGUCUGGGCUACAAGUCAAUCGAGGGAGAUGUCCGGUUCGGCUCCUUGACUCCCGACGAGGCCAAACAGUACAGGGGCCAGAUUGUGAUGAAUACUGAGGAGGAGCUGUUUUUCCCUACUCUAACAGUCGGCCAAACUAUGGAUUUUGCAACUCGAAUGAAGGUGCCUUUCCACCUACCAAAUGGUGUUGACUCCGCCAAGGCAUAUCAUGAAGAAUCGAAGAGGUUUCUUCUGGAAGCAAUGAACAUCCCGCAUACCGAAGAUACAAAGGUCGGAAACGAAUACGUGCGCGGUGUUUCCGGUGGUGAACGCAAACGUGUUUCGAUCAUGGAAUGCAUGGCCACCCGAGGCUCGGUCUUUUGUUGGGACAAUAGCACCCGUGGACUGGAUGCUAGUACUGCUCUGGAAUGGACUAAAGCCGUUCGGGCUUUGACCGAUACUCUUGGUCUUUCAACGAUUGUGACCCUUUACCAAGCCGGAAACGGGAUCUACGAUUUAUUCGAUAAGGUCCUUGUCCUGGAUGAGGGCGAGCAAGUUUACUAUGGACCUCGGGAGCAGGCGCGGCCUUUCAUGGAAGAAGCUGGGUUCAUCUGUCGCGAGGGCUCCAACGUCGCCGACUUCCUCACUGGCGUGACCGUUCCAACCGAGCGCCGUAUCCGCGAUGGGUAUGAGAACCAAUUUCCUCGCAGCGCCGAACAGCUGCGCGUCGAGUACGAGAAGUCGCCUCUCCACUCCCGAAUGAUCAGCGAGUACGAUUACCCGGACUCGGACCUUGCCCGUGACCGCACUGCAGAGUUCAAAGAAGGCGUCGCUUUUGAGACCGCUAAGAAUUUGCCGAAGAGCAGCCCUCUUACAGUGAGCUUCAUGGAGCAGGUCAAGGCCUGCAUUGUGCGGCAAUAUCAGAUUCUGUGGGGAGACAAGGCGACCUUUAUCAUCAAACAGGUUGCGACUUUGAUCCAGGCAUUGAUUGCUGGUUCCCUAUUUUACAAUGCUCCCGAUAAUUCGGCCGGUCUCUUUGUCAAGUCGGGUGCUCUGUUCUUCUCUCUGCUGUAUAACAGUCUGCUGGCCAUGUCCGAGGUGACAGACUCUUUCAGUGGGCGCCCAGUUCUUGUCAAACAUAAAAGCUUUGCUUUGUACUAUCCGGCCGCCUUCUGCAUUGCUCAGAUUACCGCCGAUAUCCCCGUCAUUCUAUUCCAGAUCAGCGUCUUCUCGCUGGUGGUUUAUUUCAUGGUGGGAUUGACCAUGUCCGCAGCCAGUUUCUUCACCUACUGGAUUGUUGUGUUUGCGACCACGAUGUGCAUGACUGCAUUGUUCCGGGCAAUCGGUGCUCUUUUCACUACGUUCGAUGGCGCAUCCAAGGUCUCUGGAUUCUUAAUUGCGGCACUGAUCAUGUAUACUGGGUACCUAAUUCAAAAGCCGGAGAUGCACCCAUGGCUGGGAUGGAUUUUCUGGAUCGAUCCUUUAGCAUAUGGAUUCGAAGCGCUUCUGUCCAACGAACUCCACGGCAAGAUUUUACCCUGCGUUGGUAGCAACCUAGUACCCCAGGGUCCCGGCUAUGAUAGCCCGCAGCACCAGUCCUGUGCUGGUGUUGGUGGUGCCACCCCCCACAGCAUCAUUGUCACUGGUGAUCAGUACUUGAGUUCGCUGGACUAUAGCCACUCCCACCUCUGGCGGAACUUCGGUAUCAUCUGGGCCUAUUGGGCACUCUUUGCCGCCGUAACGAUCAUCGCUACUUCCAGAUGGCAAUCUCCUUCCGAGUCCGGUAGUUGCCUCGUCAUUCCUCGCGAGCGUCUGGGUCGACACACCCAGAAGGUCAAGCGUGAUGAGGAGUCUCAGACGCAAGAAAAGACAAAAGAGCGCCCCGAUGCCGAAUCUCUAAAAGACCACGAACUGAACGAGCAGUUAGUUCGAAAUUCUUCUGUUUUUACCUGGAAGAAUCUCAGCUACACCGUCAAGACUCCCUCCGGUGACCGUGUUUUGCUUGAUGAUGUGCAUGGAUGGGUGAAGCCUGGCAUGCUAGGCGCUCUCAUGGGAGCUUCUGGUGCAGGCAAAACUACUUUGCUUGACGUUCUGGCUCAGCGCAAGACUGAAGGUACGAUCCGUGGAUCGAUCAUGGUGGACGGACGUCCGUUGCCAGUUUCAUUCCAACGCUCUGCUGGUUACUGCGAACAACUCGAUGUCCACGAACCAUUUGCGACUGUCCGUGAAGCCUUGGAGUUCUCUGCCCUGCUUCGUCAGCCGCGGGAUGUUUCCCGUGAGGAAAAGCUGAAAUAUGUCGACACCAUUGUCAAUCUACUCGAGCUGCAUGACAUUGCAGACACUUUAAUCGGCCGUAUUGGUGCUGGACUGAGCGUCGAGCAGCGAAAACGUGUCACUAUUGGUGUUGAACUGGUAUCGAAGCCUAGCAUCUUGAUCUUCUUGGAUGAACCGACUUCCGGUCUCGAUGGUCAAUCGGCUUUCAAUACAGUGCGCUUCCUGCGCAAACUGGCUGACGUGGGUCAAGCCGUGCUUGUUACCAUUCAUCAGCCCAGCGCCCAAUUGUUCGCAGAAUUCGACACCUUGCUCCUCUUAGCCAAAGGUGGAAAGACGGUUUAUUUCGGCGACAUCGGUGACAAUGGCCAGACAGUCAAAGAUUACUUCAAGCGCUACGGAGCACCGUGUCCCCCUAACACCAACCCGGCUGAGCACAUGAUUGACGUUGUAUCUGGCCAUCUGUCUCAGGGUCGCGACUGGAACAAUGUCUGGUUGGAAUCUCCAGAACAUGGAAAUGUUGUCAAGGAACUGGAUGGAAUAAUCGAAACCGCCGCAUCGAAGCCGCCCGGUACCCAUGAUGAUGGCCGUGAGUUCGCCACGUCUCUCUGGGAACAGACGAAAUUGGUAACCGAGCGGAUGAGUACUGCCUUAUUCCGCAACACCGACUACGUGAACAAUAAAUUUGCCCUCCACAUCGGGUCCGCUCUGUUUAAUGGCUUUUCCUUCUGGAUGAUUGGAGAUAGCGUCAGCUCCAUGCAACUGCGCCUGUUCACUAUUUUCAACUUCAUUUUUGUCGCUCCCGGUGUCAUCAACCAACUGCAGCCCCUUUUCAUCGAGCGGCGUGAUAUUUACGACACUCGUGAGAAGAAGUCCAAGAUGUAUUCUUGGAAGGCCUUUGUCACUGCUCUGAUCGUCUCUGAGUUCCCUUACCUUUGCAUCUGCGCUGUCCUCUACUAUGUUUGCUGGUACUAUACUGUCGGUUUUAGCAACGAGGCGAGCAAGGCCGGUGCCACUUUCUUUGUCAUGCUGGUAUACGAGUUCGUGUACACGGGAAUCGGACAGUUCGUUGCUGCCUACGCGCCGAACGCUACAUUUGCCGCCUUGACCAACCCUCUGAUCAUUGGUAUGCUGGUGUCUUUCUGUGGUGUGCUGGUGCCAUACGGGCAAAUUCAGGCAUUCUGGAGAUACUGGAUGUACUGGAUCAACCCUUUCAACUAUCUGAUGGGCAGUAUGCUGGUAUUCAACGUCUACGACACCGAAGUACACUGCAAAGAGAAGGAAUUUGCCAUUUUUGACCCCCCUAACGGUACUACUUGCGGCCAAUACCUGCACACUUUCAUGGAAACAAUCGGAACUGGAAUGAAUCUAACCAAUUCCGAUGCCACCCAGGACUGCCGUGUGUGUGAAUAUCGCACGGGCGCUGACUACCUCCACAUGCUCAAUCUCAAGGACUACUACUACGGCUGGCGUGAUGCAGGGAUUGUUGUCAUCUUUGCUAUCAGUUCGUAUGCUCUUGUAUACAUCUUGAUGAAACUUCGCACUAAGGCCUCGAAGAAGGCAGAGUGA
Molecule: messenger RNA, 4251 nt
Organism: Penicillium lagena
Lineage: Eukaryota; Fungi; Ascomycota; Eurotiomycetes; Eurotiales; Aspergillaceae
Product: putative ABC multidrug transporter
Exons: 2
Coding region: 1-4251 (1416 amino acids)
Biological process (GO): transmembrane transport
Cellular component (GO): membrane
Molecular function (GO): ATP binding; ABC-type transporter activity; ATP hydrolysis activity
Source: RefSeq, a predicted model, not a curated record